Molecule: messenger RNA, 1167 nt
Organism: Aspergillus udagawae
Lineage: Eukaryota; Fungi; Ascomycota; Eurotiomycetes; Eurotiales; Aspergillaceae
Product: SDR family oxidoreductase
Exons: 2
Coding region: 1-1167 (388 amino acids)
Source: RefSeq, a predicted model, not a curated record
AUGGCCAGUAAAGGGGAACACGCUCUCAUCUUCGGGGCCUCUGGUAUCUCGGGGUGGUCCUUGAUGAAGCAGUGCCUCUCAUAUCCUUCUCCGUCAACCUUCCGGCGUGUUACAGGCCUGUGCAAUCGCCGUCUCGAAAAGGAAACCCUUUUGAUUCCAAACGAUAGUCGCCUCAGCAUCGUUUCGGGCAUCGACCUUACAGGAUCUGUCGAGAUAGUCAUAGAACAGCUGAAGGCCAAGGUUGAAGACGUCGGGUCGGUUGAUAUUGUUUUCUUCUGCGCCUAUAUCCAAACAUCCGAUCACACGUCAUUGCGAAAGGUCAACACGGACUUGCUCCGUACAGCAAUCCAGGCAAUCAGCGCCGUGGCGCCGAAUCUCGAGGUAGUAAUUCUUCAAACAGGUGGCAAAGGCUACGGUUUAGAAUUCCCAGACAAGGUUCAAAUCCAGCCCCCGCUACACGAAGAUCUACCCCGAAUCCCAGAGCCAUGGAGAAGCAAAAUCUUCUACUACGACCAAUAUGACCUGUUGAUGGAGCUAUCCAAGGAAUCAAAGUGGACAUUCUCUGAAAUACGGCCAGACGGAAUUGUUGGUUUUUCCCCUAGCUCCAAUGCCAUGAACAUGGCACACGGCAUAGCCUUCUACCUGACGCUCUAUCGCGAGGUCCACGGUGCCGGAGCUUCAGUUCCGUUCCCCGGAAGACCGCAUGGAUAUUACUCAACGCACUCCGAUACAUUCCAGGACAUUCUUUCGCAGAUGGAGAUCUAUGUUGCUCUACACCGGGAAAAGUGCGGCAAUGGGUCGUCUUUCAAUGCUGCGGAUGGGAAGACUGUGAGCUGGGCCCAGGUUUGGCCUGGUCUCUGUGCGUAUUUCGGCCUUGUUGGGUCUGAGCCACUGAACGGUCGUCAGACAAGUAUGCAGGACUUUGUCAAUAGACACAUGGAUCAGUGGAAGCGUCUUGCUGAGGCCCAUGGGUUGAAAAGUGACACAGUUGAGAACCAGAACUGGGGCCAUACGCACUUUAUGCUGGUUGAUUUUGACUUCAAUAGAGAGUAUUCAUUGGAAAAAGCUAGGUCUGUUGGGUUUAUGGAAAGUAUUGACACUGUGGAGGGCUAUAAGAUCGUCUUCGAUCGGAUGGUUGAUGCCAAAUUGAUUCCAGCGUUUCGUUGA